CUGGCUGGUGUCUCAGGGCAAAAAAUCCCUUAGGGAGAGGUGAGUACCACUUCAUCAUUCACCUUCACUGCCAUUCCCUGCCACCAGCAGCACUCCAAGAGGUGUGGGUAAAAUAAACAACAGAAAAAUUGGAAGCCUGGAAAGUUGAAUUGCUCUGUGUUUUAUUUGAAGGGUGUGGAAGGAAACCCUGGAGGAGGGGAAUGACCUCGCUCGGCUGGUAAGACAAUGAGAGUUAGACACAUACUACAAGUCAGUGAGCUCUUUACUAGCCUUUCAACAACUAGUUAGUACAGCAGAAUCGAUAUGUUGUGAAAUUUCACUAAUCAGACUUCCUGUUUCCUACGGCAGACCUGGGAAGUCAAUACUUGCCUAAAAAUGAUAGACAUAGAGCACGAGGCUGUCUGCAAGCUCCGCCGCUCCUUGCACUCCACCUCGCCAGCUGACAUCGACCCUAAGGUCCACAGCAUCGUGGAAAGAGCUGUAAGGAGCAUUAUGGGCGAGCUGUCCAAUGAGCCCCGUAGCAACCUGCUCAGCCCAUCCCAGGUGGUUGUGGAGGUGGUGCCCAGGCUCCUCCUGGCCCUGUGGCUUCAGCCAGAGGAAGGCCAUAGGGUGCACCCAAUCCUAAUAAGCGGGAUGGCCGUGGGCAUGGUGGCGGCCGUAGUGGAGAAGCUCUCCAGCAUGUUAAAGGCCCCUUCCCCUCAAAUCCCUUUCUCCCGCGCUGCGGCUUUUGAAUCUGUGUGGUCAAUCCUCGGGAGAAUCAGUCAGUCCUUCUCCACGGAUGACCUCCAGAGCCCAUUUUAUGUGAGAUCUGUCUGUGCCUUUGUGGCUGACGAGGUACAGAGCUGCUUCCAGCCCCCUGCAGCCACUUUACCAGUCCUCCCUGUCGUCGCCGCGGCCAUCUCCACCGCACCUCCAGACAUCCUAGCAGAGGCAGACCCGGCUUCUUCCCACAUGGAGGUUGUGAAUAUCAACGCUAACACAGAGGCAGACCAGGAUUCUUCCCACCUGGAGGUUGUGGACAUCACCGCUAACAUAGAGGCAGACCAGGUGUCUUCCCACCUAGAGGUUGUGGACAUCACCGCUAACAUAGAGGCAGACCAGGUGUCUUCCCACCUAGAGGUUGUGGACAUCACCGCUAACAUAGAGGCAGACCAGGUGUCUUCCCACCUAGAGGUUGUGGACAUCACCGCUAACAUAGAGGCAGACCAGGCGUCUUCCCACAUAGAGGUUGUGGACAUCACCGCUAACACAGAGGCAGACCAGGCAUCUUCCCACUUGGAGGUUGUGGACAUCACCGCUAGCAUAGGGGCAGACCAGGCAUCUUCCCACUUGGAGGUUGUUGACAUCACCGCUAGCAUAGAGGCAGACUCUGCUUCUUCCCACUUGGAGGUUGUGGACAUCACCGCAAACAUAGAGGCAGACUCUGCUUCUUCCCACUUGGAGGUUGUGGACAUCACCGCUAGCAUAGAGGCAGACCAGGCAUCUUCCCACCUGGAGGUUGUGGACAUCACCGCUAGCAUAGAGGCAGACUCUGCUUCUUCGCACUUGGAGGUUGUGGACAUCACCGUUAACAUAGAGGCAGACCCGGCCUGUUCCCACCUGGAAGUUGCGGACAUCGGCCCUAAAACAGAGGCAGACAGAGCUUGUUCCCACUUGGAGGUUGUGGAAAUCACCCCUAAGACAGAGGCAGACCUGGCUAAUUCACACCUGGAGGUUCAGGACAUCACCCCUCAGACACAGCAAGAUCCAGCUUCUUCCCACCUAAAUGUUGUGGACAUCACCCCUAAUAGGGAGGCAGAGCCAAUCUCUUCCCUCGUGGAGGUUGUGGAUGUCACACCUGAAGAAAGGACUCUCAAGAUGGCCAUCGUCGCCACUCUGCCAACUGACAUCCAAGCAGAGGAUGUUGCUGUGGUCAUCCCAGAUGUCACCCCACACGUCACCAAGGAUGUGACACUGGAUGUUCCAUGCAGAGCUGCAUGCAAAGGGAAAGUCCACCGAUUUUUUUUCAGGCUUUGGAGGGCAGUGUGCUGCUGCGCCUGCCACAAGGAAGAGGAGGAACAAUAUUAG
Messenger RNA from Oncorhynchus keta (chum salmon), 2067 nucleotides. Its product is annotated as serine-rich adhesin for platelets-like. The record is from RefSeq and is a predicted model, not a curated record. The transcript has 5 exons. The coding region runs from base 376 to 2067 and encodes 563 amino acids. Lineage: Eukaryota; Metazoa; Chordata; Actinopteri; Salmoniformes; Salmonidae.